Trematosphaeria pertusa is the source of this 1062-nucleotide messenger RNA. RefSeq lists its product as uncharacterized. The record is from RefSeq and is a predicted model, not a curated record. Gene Ontology annotation, biological process: regulation of transcription by RNA polymerase II. Bases 1 to 1062 code for a protein of 353 amino acids. Lineage: Eukaryota; Fungi; Ascomycota; Dothideomycetes; Pleosporales; Trematosphaeriaceae. Gene Ontology annotation, molecular function: DNA-binding transcription factor activity, RNA polymerase II-specific; RNA polymerase II cis-regulatory region sequence-specific DNA binding. The transcript has a single exon.
AUGUCACUCCUCCAGCUACCGCCGUCAAGUCCUUGGCACCGCGCCAAUGGCACUCCCACGCUUACAACUAAAAGCCAGCUAUCUCCUGAGGGCUUAAGUCAUCUGGGAAGGAGACCUGAGCGCGAGCUGUCACAACUCGGCUGGGCCGGAGCACGCAAACCAGACCUGGGAGUCCUUCGACCGGAACCGAAACAAGAAUUCAACCCUGCUCCGGCCCUGACCUUGGGGAAGCGACACAUGUAUUCGCCGUCUGUAAAUGCUGCACGUGCGUUUGGCUUGGAAAAGCUCCGGACAACCGGCCCCUUGGUCCUCGAAUCAUCCACCCCAACAGUUCCAACCGCCUUGAGUAGCGGCGGCGUGCAUUCUUCAGCUGCAUCAGGCUUCAGCACUGUCCACGGUUUUGGCCCCGGCCGCGUUCCCACCUCUGCGGCUGAGAUUGCGUUCGACUCAAUCCAAGCCCAAAUCGGGACCACGAUGGAGCCGCCAAAGGCGAAAUCCAACGGAUCAGGGGAUGUACUACCAAAAGCCAAGCGCACGCAAAAGCAUCCUGCAACUUUCCAGUGCACUCUCUGUCCUAAGCGGUUCACCCGCGCCUACAACCUCCGGUCUCAUUUGCGCACCCAUGCAGACGAGCGUCCCUUCAUCUGCAGCGUUUGCGGCAAAGCAUUUUCCCGCCAAAACGACCGUAAGCGACAUGAACACAUUCAUAAUAGAAGAGUUGCUGAGGAAGAGUACCUUCGUCAUCAACAUGAUGGUAGACCUCGUGUAGAGGUCCCUUCCUCUUCCGGCGCACUCGAGGUCAACGGCUGCAUACAUAUGCAUUACACAAUCUCUCAAGACACCACAACGGCGGCGGCGGGAGAGGCGCGGAAGAAAGAAAAGUUAUGCGCUGUUAGAGACCGUAGAAAGAUACUCCCAGCGAAGACCAGGUGUACUACGGGCGCGCGGACUAGAGCACGGACAGGGCGAUCGAGCAUGGGGCAAAGGAGAGACAGGUGGUUGUUGGGCGACUUCAGACCCUCUUUUUCCCACAAAGGGGCUCUAGGUGAGGUAGAUAGAUGA